UGUAUCUUGAGCCUAAAUUAUCUUAUAUUUUUUAAAUUCAUAUUUGUAUAUACAUUAUGUAUUUUGAUUUUAAAAUUGUCAAAUUUUUAUAAUCGGAGAAAAUUAAAAUGUUAAAAUUCAGCAGGCGUGCUUUAUAUAGUUUCCAUACAGUUGACCAGCAAGAGUCUAUUGCAGCUUCUGAUGGAGAACUCCCUGUUCCACUGCCUGUGCCGCUCAGUCGCAGCAGCAGUCUUAGAAGUGUUGGAAGUAUGUGUGUUCAGAACGAUGAUAUUGGUCACGUCGCAAGCUGGGCUGUAGGUUUCGAGAGGCUGCUUUACGAUCCUCUGGGAUUGGCUUGUUUUACUGAAUUCUUGAAGAAGGAAUUCAGCGAGGAAAAUAUCGCAUUUUGGAUAGCUUGUGAGAAAUACAAGAAACUUACAGAUGCCCAAGAGAUGAAGGCAUGUGCCAGGGAUAUUUAUAAUAAACAUCUGUCAAAGAAAGCCAACAUGCCGGUGAACUUGGACAGCCAAGCAAGACAAGAGGUUGAGGCACAGUUAGAAAACCCUACACCUACGUUAUAUAAUAUGCAACAGAAACAGGGUUUUAUGAGUAAAAUAUUCCAGUUAAUGAAAUUUGACAGUUAUUCACGUUUUCUGAAGAGUGAUUUAUACCGUGAGUGCAUGAAAGCUGAACUUGAAGGCAAAUCAUUGCCCAUUCCACCGCCAAAAGAAUGGGCAGACAGCGCGACAGAUGAUAGCUCUGUAAGAGAUGGCAAAGAAGAUGUGAAAUCGAACAAGAAGGGGGAGAAGAAGAAAAAAGAAAAGAGUAAAAAAUCAAAGGAGAGUAAAUCAGGAGACAGUAGCCUAGAUACAACGGAUGAAAAUAUUGGAGAGAAAAGAAGAAAGUCAUUUAUGCCGUGGCAUAGAAACAAAACUGGUAAAAAAGCCACCAAGUCUUCCAGCUUUGAGAAGAAAGAGAAAAAAGAAGACAAGUCAAACGUGGUGAAAACAGAGGGAAGUUUAACAGCGAGCACUGGAAGCCGGCGUAGUUCACUGGCAAGUUGCGAUUUACAAAGAUUUAGUAGUGAUGUCAGUGAGUCUUUAGAACGAACCAGUAGUACUGGAUCCAGCGAGAUUAAAGAACCGCAUAAAUUUUGUCGGGUGAUAUUACCGGAUAAUUCCACCACUGUGAUUGCUGCAAAAGAAGGACAGUCUGUCCGAGCGGCGCUGAAACUUCUCUGUGAACGACGGAGAAUAGCGGUUGCAUCAAUGGAGGUGUAUGACGUGAAAACGAACCAUAUGUAUAACCUCCAUGAUGACCUUUCAACUUUGGCCUCCAAGGAAGUGGUUGUGGAAAAUAGAGUGAUGUUUAAGGUUGAAUUACCAAGUACGAACAAAAGAACGAUUGGAGUGAAGUCGAAACCCAACAAAGCCAUUAUAGAUGUACUCAGACCGAUAAUGAAUAAAUAUAAUUUGUCAUUGGAUGGAAUGGUUGUUCACUUGAAUGCGUCACCAGUCCCUCUAGAGUUGGAUAUUGAGGUAGCGACGUUGGAGGGUCAGAGGGUCAUUAUCGAACCCUAUGCACAGUAUGCAGCCGGGCGCAUUAGCAUGGGUCGACCGCCCGUCCCGAAAAAUGGUAGGAUCCGAAAAGCUGAUUCAGUGGACAAUUCUCUGGAUGAAUCCAAUGUUCAUGUUGUGCACAUGAGACCUGCUAAGAGUCAUAAGUAUGGUGGAGUCGCGAGUGUGGUGGAGUCGCGAGUGUGGUGGAGUCGCGAGUGUGGUGGAGUCGUGAGUGUGGUGGAGUCGCGAGUGUGGUGGAGUCGUGAGUGUGGUGGAGUCGCGUGUGUGGUGGAGUCGCGAGUGUGGUGGAGUCGCGAGUGUGGUGGAGUCGCGAGUGUGGUGGAGUCGCGAGUGUGGUGGAGUCGCGAGUGUGGUGGAGUCGCGAGUGUGGUGGAGUCGCGAGUGUGGUGGAGUCGCGAGUGUGGUGGAGUCGCGAGUGUGGUGGAGUCGCGAGUGUGGUGGAGUCGCGAGUGUGGUGGAGUCGCGAGUGUGGUGGAGUCGCGAGUGUGGUGGAGUCGCGAGUGUGGUGGAGUCGCGAGUGUGGUGGAGUCGCGAGUGUGGUGGAGUCGCGAGUGUGGUGGAGUCGCGAGUGUGGUGGAGUCGCGAGUGUGGUGGAGUCGCGAGUGUGGUGGAGUCGCGUGUGUGGUGGAGUCGCGUGUGUGGUGGAGUCGCGAGUGUGGUGGAGUCGCGUGUGUGGUGGAGUCGCGAGUGUGGUGGAGUCGCGAGUGUGGUGGAGUCGCGAGUGUGGUGGAGUCGCGAGUGUGGUGGAGUCGCGAGUGUGGUGGAGUCGCGAGUGUGGUGGAGUCGCGAGUGUGGUGGAGUCGCGAGUGUGGUGGAGUCGCGAGUGUGGUGGAGUCGCGAGUGUGGUGGAGUCGCGAGUGUGGUGGAGUCGCGAGUGUGGUGGAGUCGCGAGUGUGGUGGAGUCGCGAGUGUGAUUUGUUUGACCUUGUAGCCCGUGCUCAACGUAACCGCAUGGACGACCAACGAGGAAUGACACCCAAUUUAGAACUUCCUGAAUUCUUGAGGGUGCAAGCUAAUGCGCGAAAUGCUCCUGGAAGCAGACUGAAACGGUCGCCACCUGUUUGCAAAGGUAACGCUGCAAACCAGUGGCAACCGAAAUCAGCGUCAGAUUCUGAGAAUGUUGAUGAGGUUAAUCCAAAAAUGUCUACCGCUUCCCGAUGUGAAGUGUAUUAUCCACCAAGACCGCAUUCCACUCCACCAAUAAGACAAAUUCAGUCAAAUGACCUGAGCUUCCGUGAUGGGAUACUGCCAACGCACCAUGAGGCCGAAUUUGCCUUUGGUGGAUGGUCAGGAAUAUCAACACCAAAAUUUGAUGAUUCAGAGAUUUUAGGACUAAGCUAUAGAGAAGACAACCCACAAAUGGAAUUAUCAUACAGAGCCAAGGAGAAAUAUGCAAAUUUUGGAAAUGUGACUCUGACCAAAAGUAAAAGUUUGUCGCAAAACAGGGAGGACCUGAGUAGAUUGAGUCCGAGUGUUUUCAAUCGGGAUCAGAUUAACCGCAAUAGCCCAGUUGUACGUUUUGAUAUUAAAGACGAGGCUGAGAAUAUGCUGAACACUACUGUUAUUGAAUCAACGAGAUCAGGUCAACCAGACAGGACUGAACACAAUCUAGAUAUUGAUGAUCUGGACACGACAAUCACAGCGUCAAUGCCACCGCCCUCCCCUCCAUCACCAAGUGAAGUAAACAGGACUUACGAAUGGGAAGAGGCCAACUACAGUCCUCCUCCCCCAUUGACUUCGCAGGAACGAGAAGCUUUGAUGAAUGCUUCCUCAAGGACUAAGGCCUCUGGGCCACCUAAGUGUGCCCCUCCUCUGCCACCAAAGCCAAAUUUGGCUAGUAGAACAGACAAAACGCAAUUGCAACAGCGUCAACAGCACGCUCGGCAGUUUCCUCACCAUCAUAUGCAUCAUCCGCAACAGCGACCGAAUGCAUUACCCGUGAACAGUCCCCCUGAAUCUGACAAGUCAAAUGAAAGUGAGUGCUCUUCUGUGUCGCCGACAUCAAUACCCUCGCCCUCCACACACGACCUCUUCGUUUCUUCUCCGUCGCCCACUGAUAAACCGGGGACAAACAAGACAAUCCCGAGUAACAGCACCAUGUUCAAACAACCAACGGAGUUACAUAAGGAGGACGAGGACAAACUAUCGCUGGGGAGAAGCAUCUUAGGGGACCAGUAUGGCAGUAUACUGAAAAACUGCAAGAGCCGCUCACGUAGUGGCAUCUCCAUGCCUUCAGACAAUGACAGUAUAGUACAGUUAGGCAAAGAAGGUGAAAAGCUUCGCAUUACCUUUGUUUAG
Molecule: messenger RNA, 3857 nt
Organism: Saccoglossus kowalevskii
Lineage: Eukaryota; Metazoa; Hemichordata; Enteropneusta; Harrimaniidae
Product: regulator of G protein signaling 12-like
Biological process (GO): signal transduction; regulation of G protein-coupled receptor signaling pathway
Cellular component (GO): plasma membrane; nucleus; cytoplasm
Molecular function (GO): GTPase activator activity; protein binding
Source: RefSeq, a predicted model, not a curated record